This is a messenger RNA of Cornus florida, 2471 nucleotides long. RefSeq names its product zinc finger BED domain-containing protein RICESLEEPER 1-like. The record is from RefSeq and is a predicted model, not a curated record. The coding region runs from base 544 to 2184 and encodes 546 amino acids. Gene Ontology annotation, molecular function: protein dimerization activity; DNA binding. The transcript is spliced from 5 exons. Lineage: Eukaryota; Viridiplantae; Streptophyta; Magnoliopsida; Cornales; Cornaceae.
ACGAAGCUAAAAACCUGAAACUCUAGAAUCUCUCUCUCUCUCUCUCUGAAAGUUCUAACCCAUUUUGAGUCUUCGACGGAAAACCAGAUUUGGGUUGGUAUUUUGUGGUUUCAGGGCUCGUUUUGAUGCACGCCGGCCCUGGCCCAAGGCGACCAAGGCGGUCGCCUUGGGGCUCAAAUUAUAGAGGGCCUCAGAGGGAAAAAAAAAAAAAAAAAAAAUUUAAGUUAGGAAAAGUCUUGGUCACAUUGGGCCUCAAUUUUGAGGCCAAUAGGGGAUGGAAAAAAACAAAAAAAAAAAAAAAAAAAUUUAAAGUUGGGGCAAGUUUCAGACGACACAAUCUGCUUCGGCAGCCUCCGCUAUCGCCUCGGUGACAAGGACCCUUUUCUGUCAUUUCAUCUUCCUGUGCAACUCGACUCACUGUCUUCAAAACCCAUUUCGGGCAACCACCGAAGCAAAGAUCCGGAAAAACCCUAGAAUCUCUCAUUCUCUAUCUGUGAACCAUUUCGACGGUUAACCAGGUUAAAAAUUGUAUAUUUGCUAGAUAUGAAGCGAGACCAUGACGCCGAUGAUGCUGAUGAUACAAAAAGGAGUGACUGUGAUUGUGUAAACAUUGCUGGUGAUGAUAGUGGUAUGCACUGUGACUGUGAAAUUGAUCAAGCUGACGAUGACGCAAGGAGUGAUGGCUUUACUGAUUGUAAAUGGGAAUCUGAUGAUUGCUAUGAUGGGAAAGUGCUUCUUAAGGAACUGAAUAAGAUUUAUCCACAACUUCAGUUGGAUUAUGACUCUGUCAAAGGUGAUUGCUUGAAAAUUUAUGAGGAAGAGAAAGCGAAGGUUAAACAUUUUUUAAGACAUAUGGUUGGACAGAUCAGCCUUUCGGCUGACAUUUUGUUUCAUGAAACCACAAAGGGUGAGUGCUGCUUCUUUAUGAGCCUAGCAGCAAAUUUCAUAGAUGAUGGUUGGAACUUGAAAAAGUGGGUUCUCAGUUUCCGGCGUAUUUUUGAUGGGGACUGUGGUUGUCUCGAUACAGCCAUUUUGAAGUCUCUUAAAGAUUGGGAGCUGGAGGACAAGAUUUCCAGUCUCACAUUGUUAGACAGCAAUGCUUAUGAUGAAGUUAUUGAGGUAGUUAAAGCUAAAGUUCAGGAAAAGAAGAGGCUCCAACUUAGUGGUCAGCUAUUUCGUGUGAACUGUUGUGCUGAGAUGUUAAGCCUAAUGGUGCAAGAUGCAUUUAAGGACAUAUCUAAGAUUAUUGAUAAGGUUCAGGAACUAUGCUGGACAAAGUCGAGUCCUUUAUGGUAUCUCACAGCCUCCAAGCUAAGAAAUGCUUUAGAACUAGACUCAAUGGGGGAAUUUUCACGUGUAUGCAUGGACGAUUUACCAUCUACGGAUGAAUGGAGGAAAGUUGAAAGUGUUUGUAAAUUGGUUGAAAGCACACAUAAUGUAGCAAAGAUGAUGUUUGAAACAAAGGAUCCAACUGCUAACAUAUAUCUCCAUAAUCUUCAAGAGCUUCGGACAAUCUUGACUCAAGAUUCGAUCAGUUCAGAUAGCUUCAGUAGUAAAGUUGCUAAGAAAAUGCUUGAUAGACUUGAUGAGUAUAUUAAUGAUAUGUUUUUGGUAUUGGCAAUUGCUUCAGUUAUGGAUCCUUGCUUUAAGUUGCAAUAUAUAGAAUGUUAUUCCUCAAACUUUGCCGAAAGUGAUGGAAACUCAAAAGUUACACUUGUUUUGGAGGCCAUUCGCAACCUAUAUGAUGAUUAUGUGAAACAAGAUGUUGAAAGUUUGAGUGAUUCAACAUCUUCCAGCUCGAAAUCAGAGUUUCCAGGGAGUGUGGAUGGAGCAUCUGGUGGUCCUACUUGGUUGAAGGAUCACAGUCAGUUUGUUGAAUCUAUUAAUCAGCCGCCUAAGUCACAGCUGGAUUGUUAUUUGGAAGAACCCGUUGUGCCUUUGAGCCAGGAUUUCAAUGCAUUGAAGUGGUGGAAAGCUAAAAAUCCCAAGUAUCCCAUUCUGUCCAAGAUGGCUCGUGAGAUUUUGGCAAUUCCAGUAUCUAUAGCCACUUCAUAUGAUGCUUAUUAUACAGAAUACAGAGAAGCUGAUCUCCCAGUUUUUGGCACAGAGCCGGACUUGAGGAACGCCGUGGUGUGCACUCGGAACUGGUUGCGUGGGCGCUCUCCUCACUUAUCACCCAUUUAGCCUUUCUUUGCUCAUUUUCUGGCAUGGAUGCUUUUGCAAUUCAGUGUUUAUAGAACCAACUCUAAUGACUUCAGUUAUCUUCCUCCACCCUCUGUCUUUUUGGACUGACUUGAUAUUUGUAAUAGGUGCUUCUUCUUGGGUUCGUGCUGCCAUCAAUGGGAAUCAAUUUGGCCAAGCAACAGUAACAAUCAGCUUUUGUAUGCUUCAGUUUUUGGACUUGAUAGGAUGCUAUUUGGGUUUUUAGACUACAUCAGUUUAUAUGUUAUUGGUGAUGUUGCUUUGUAUAA